Molecule: messenger RNA, 1743 nt
Organism: Geosmithia morbida
Lineage: Eukaryota; Fungi; Ascomycota; Sordariomycetes; Hypocreales; Bionectriaceae
Product: Protein kinase domain
Exons: 1
Coding region: 1-1743 (580 amino acids)
Biological process (GO): protein phosphorylation
Molecular function (GO): ATP binding; protein kinase activity
Source: RefSeq, a predicted model, not a curated record
AUGGAGCUGAGCGAAGAGGCCAUCCACGAUGUCAUCCACCCCACAGCGGCAUUCUGCAAUGCCUGCACCCGCAGUACCGCGCACGAAGGCCCUACCACCACCGGCGUCGGUCAGGAGGGCGACUGGGACGCAUCGUUCCUGAACCCCAAGAAUCGCAUAGACAGCCUGGAGAUCCCCAGGAACCCGCUCUGGCAGAUGGACGGGUGCACCGCAUUCGGGAGCCAGUUCUACGCCACGCCUCUCUUCGUCGACGGGCCCAUGCCUCCGCUGAGGAUGGACGUCUUCGUCCCGGAGCCAUCCAAGCUGUCCAGCCAUGUCCGCGAGAUGCUCGACGUGGACGUGACCUUCCACACGAGGGACAAGCACCGCAUAGCCCAGGUGGGCCUGACGCGGCACGUGCUGAGGAUCCUUCACCACUGGGCGUCCCAGUGGGAUGACCCGCGCCGCAUCUACGAGAACAAGCCGUUCGGCAGCAAGAUUGUCCUGCGGAACAUGCCCAUCAGCGUUACCAAGGCCGACAUCGUCAUCGCGCCCGCGCACUACCUCGAGCACCAGCUGCUGUCGCUGUCGAGCCUCGAAGAGUUCUGGGCGGCGGACGUGGACGAGUUCCCGCCGGCCGUGGACGUCGGCGAGUUCGCGUACGUGUCUCAGCUGCACGACAGCGUCUGCCUAGUCGAGCUCGCGGGCGAGGUGCUCAUCUUCAAGGCCCUCACCAGCUACUCCAAGUACCUGUACCACGAGCUGCGGCAGCUGCUCCUCAUGCGGCCGCACCCCAACAUCAUCUCGCGCCCGGUCCACCUGGUGACCAAGAGGUGCGGCUUCGGCAGCAAAGUGGCCGUCCUGGGCUUCACCGAGGAGUUCCACACGGGCGGCAGCAUCCGCGACCUGAUACCCUUCCUCGAGCUGCACAACCGGCUAGCCCCCGCCACGAAGGCCCGGUGGGCGUCGCAGCUCUCGUCGGCCCUAGUCCACCUGCGCCACGAGGUGGGCACGUUCUACUCCGAUCUCCGGCUGGACAAUAUCGUCCUGUCCGCGUCGGGCGACGUGGUCAUGGUCGACUUCGAGCAGCGCGGCGUCUGGUGCGAGUUCGCCGCCCCCGAGGUCAACGCCAUCGAGUACGUGCGUCUCCUGGCCGUCGACGACGACGUCUCGCCCGACGUCAGGGCCAGGUACGCCGCCAUCCUCUCUGAGAUGCUGCCCGGCUGGGAAGCCAUGAGGGACGGGGAGGAGUACCGCUGGCCCGCCCCGGGUUACAACAUCCCCUGGGCCUGCCUCACCCCGACCGAGCAGGAGGCCUGCGAGGUCUACAUGCUCGGCCGCGUCCUCUGGUGCAUCUUCGAGUCCGAGAGUGCCCCACAGCGCGCCGCCAUGUGGCUCUCCUACCGGUGGGAGCCGGCCGUCGAGUUCCCCGUCUUCACCCGCACGCCCCGGCUCGUCAGGGACCUGAUCGACCGCUGCACCAGGGGCAGGACCCAGGGUCUCAGCCGCCUCAUCGUCAGGGAGAGGGAUCGUCUCGUCCUGCGCGAGCUCGAGGGCACAGGCCUCUCCACGGCAGAACAGGUCCAGGAAACGGCUCGCGACUGGUGGUCCGCCGAGCUGGACACGUCCGAGGCCUGGCUGCGGAGCCGCAUCGACGGCCUGCGCCGCGGCAGCUGGAACGAGAACUACUACCGCAGGCCCACGCUGCGGCAGGUAUACGCUGAACUGAAGGCUUAUGAGGAGUGCAUCUCGUCGUCGGGCUAG